AUACUAACCUAGCCUUUCUUAUUCCAUCACUCUAAAAUGAUGGAUUAGAUGAAACGUUCAAAAGAAUAAUUCUUAGGGUGAUACGGAUGAACACCCAAUUGAGAGGAACAACUUAAUUGACAUCUUAGGAUUUUUUUUCCCAGAAUGUCGUACUUUAAUCUCAUAGCUAAACAAUAUAAUUUCUGCUUAAAGAUACAUCAUUUCCAUGUCUGCAUCUUUCGUUGCAUUGCAUUGGAAGUUUUAAUUGAGUAUGUUACAAGUGAAGUAUAGGAAAAGUAAUGAUUGACUCAUUUUGGAUAGAAGGUAAUCAUCUACCCUGAAAUUGUAUAAAUUACAGGAUCAAUGGUACUAGAUUAUGAGCCGUCAGUGGAUGGGUUGUAAUAUAACUCUCAUUCUGCCGAGUAACAUAAAGCCCAAUAAUAUCUUAUUAUUAGAUUUUGACAUUUUGGAAAGGUUUAUCGUAUUCAAAAUUAAUGUUUUGAUCCCUUCAGUUAAUAGACAUGGUCACAUCGAACAUAUUCAAUUAUGUUUGUUGGACUUUUGGUGCUUUGAAGAUGGCAAUUGCUGGCGGCAUCACACCUCGUUCAGGUUUUGGUCCACUUUUGUUCAAGCCUUCCACUGUGUCAAUUCCAAUUUACCAGCUGUGGAAGACCAAUUCAUUUAACGUUGGACAAGCUAUGAUAAAAUCAAUUUUGGGUUCUAAGCUCAUAUGUGCAUCAUUAAGAAGUAAUGACCAUCCUAGAUUAUCUUAUGGAGGUGAUUUUGACAAUGAACCAUUUUGGAAGACUAUGGUGAAGGAUAUUGCAUGGAGUUUGAAAUCUGUAGCAGUAUUCUUAGCUGAACAGCCUAGUCAGAUAAAGUACAUAGAGUGGCCAACAUUUCAAAGCACGUUGAGGACAGCUAUGCUUACCCUUGUUCUUGUGGCUGUGCUCAUUGUUGCUCUAUCUUCUGUUGACUCGUGUCUCUCUUAUAUUUUGGCCUUGCUGCUCAGAAGAGCUGCCUAGUUACAGAACUUUCCUAUGCCAUCGACAUCAGAGACUUGGUAACGAUGAUGCAGGUUCUAGUCGUAGCGUGAAACAAGCAAAAAGUGAUGCUCAAGUCUUAAAGAGGUCAAAUGGUGAAGUUUUGUGGCAACUGAUCCUGUUCAGUACUUAGUGAUUAGUUCUUCUGCCAUUACAUUUUUGGAUACUAUUGAUUUACUUGUUGAAUUAGUAUACUUCAAUGAUCGUGCAAUGCAUAGUUAUAACGGCCGGACUGAUCUAGCAGUCAUACUAGAAAAAUUGGAACUGAAUUGCUGGGUUGGUUUUGCCAUCUUUAGAUGACAUUUUCUUCCAUAACCCAAGCAAUUUUCUUUCUAGUCAUUCUUGUAGUUUAAGUUUGUCGAGCAAUGUAUUUGUGGAGAUUUCCAAUCCAUUUUGCACCACUACUAA
Messenger RNA from Zingiber officinale, 1430 nucleotides. RefSeq lists its product as uncharacterized. The transcript has 7 exons. The record is from RefSeq and is a predicted model, not a curated record. Gene Ontology annotation, cellular component: membrane. Gene Ontology annotation, biological process: protein targeting. NCBI's taxonomy places the organism in Eukaryota, Viridiplantae, Streptophyta, Magnoliopsida, Zingiberales, Zingiberaceae. Bases 501 to 1004 code for a protein of 167 amino acids.